Messenger RNA from Platichthys flesus (European flounder), 2786 nucleotides. RefSeq names its product dickkopf WNT signaling pathway inhibitor 2 (gene dkk2). Lineage: Eukaryota; Metazoa; Chordata; Actinopteri; Pleuronectiformes; Pleuronectidae. Gene Ontology annotation, biological process: multicellular organism development; negative regulation of canonical Wnt signaling pathway. Gene Ontology annotation, molecular function: receptor antagonist activity; co-receptor binding. The transcript is spliced from 4 exons. The coding region runs from base 349 to 1089 and encodes 246 amino acids. Gene Ontology annotation, cellular component: extracellular region. The record is from RefSeq and is a predicted model, not a curated record.
ACAGAGACAGAGUGGAAACCUCAUGUCAAGUCUCCUUCUGACCCUCAGAGCACCAGCAUUUUAAACAGCUUCUCUUAUUCAUUGUUUCCCGGCCACACACUGGGCUCUCUGUCUCCAGAUAACGAUGUCGAUGGCAGUCAUUCUUCUCAAUAUCUGAUUCCCAGGAACGAAAAGUUGGCCUCAUCACUACUACUCAAGUUUUGGAGUCUGGGGAAUAGUGACACAUGGACACUGCAAAGUCGCACACUUGUCAUUGAGAAACUUUUUUUUGUGCCACAAAAAUCCGGCUUUUCAAGCAAUUCUAUAUAUAUUUUUCGGUAUUGCAGUAUAUAUAUUUUUUCAUCAAGGAUGCUCGUCUUUGCAUGGAAUAGAUGCUGUGUUGUGAUGUUUCUCGUCGCUGCGCUGAGGACCGGGACGUCCCAGGUAUCAGAGACGCGCCCGAAGGCGAACUCCAUCAAGCCGGGUUCGGUGGAUGAGGCACCGACUACCGCUACGAACCGGUCCUCCGCUGUGCACAUCGGGAUCACAAAGAAACAUCACAUCCUCACGCAGCAGGUGUAUCCGUGCAGCAGUGACCAGGAGUGCACAGUGGGCAGCUACUGUCACAGCCCUCAACAGGCUCCCUCACGCUGCCUCACCUGCCGCAGAAGGAAGAAGCGCUGCCAUCGGGACGCCAUGUGCUGUCGGGGGAACCGCUGCAGCAACUAUAUUUGUGUCCCCAUCUCAGAGAGUGUGCUCUCACCUCACAUCUCAGCGUUAGACGAGCACUACAAACACUCCACUAAAGACCACAACUGGAAGAAGAGCAGCAAAGCACAAGCCAAGCAUUCUCUGAAAAGGCACGAGGGUGACUCCUGCCUGCGCUCAUCCGACUGCUCCGAGGGCUACUGCUGCGCCCGCCAUUUCUGGACCAAAAUCUGCAAGCCGGUGCUGAUGCAGGGAGAGGUGUGCACUAAGCAGAGGAAGAAAGGCGCUCACGGCUUGGAGAUCUUCCAGCGCUGUGACUGCGCCAAGGGCCUCUCUUGCAAGGUGUGGAAAGACGCCACUCCCUCGUCCAAGUCCAGGCUCCACAUGUGCCAGAAGAUCUGAAGCGGAGGCAGCUGCUGUCGGCAUAGAAGCCUCCGUCUCCAUCUGCCAGGGAAGUUUUUUUAAAAUAUGGGUUGUGGCUGUAUUGAAAAGGAGCAAAAGACAGAGACUAACAAGAGACAGAACAGACUGUGUGGGUUCAAGCCCGCUACUCAGCAAGCGCAGAGAGAAUGGGAAUGCUUUAAUGUGUCUGCUGUGAGUGUUCCAUCCUUGUAACCACGUGCGGUACAAACAGGCACCAUCACACACACACACACACCAUCACACACACACACACACACACACAGCUUGAGAUCAAUGAGCUCAUGGUGUGUUUGCUCACAGUAACAGCAAACCUUUCUACACAUUCUCGUUGACAUUCAGGGAGCCACAGAGUUAGCCAGUAGAUGCUGUGAUAGGUGGUGUUUCAAGAUGGAGGCAGUAGACGUAGCAAUUUCAUUGAGCUUCAGCUUAUACUAAUAAGAGAGGUAGACUAUUUACAUAGAAGACAUAUUUUUUACUGCACAGUACAUUCUUUACCAAAGUCCAAGAUUGAAGUUUAUAUCAGACGGUUAAUAUCCUGCGUUUCACUGCAGGAUCUGAGUUUUUUUAAUCCUUUGUCUCAAUCAGAAUCUCGCAACCAGUAACAAUGUCCAGACCCCAUAAAUACCGGUCAUAUCAUAUGAGGAACUAAUUGCAUACACUGUUCACUCCGGCUUGACUUGUGUGAAGAAUGGAAGAACAUUACAUCGCAGUGAUGGGUUUCAUCUGGGGCAUUAGCUCCACGCCCCUAAUUCUAGCCACAAGAAGAGCGAUAACGUUCUGUGUCCGUUGUGGAAAGUGCUUUUGAUCCAUCAGAUACAGCUGCAAUCUAUUGUGAUACAACUGUGGGGGUUAAAACAGUUCACGCCGAGGUAGUGCUCUGCUGCAGACUCGGUGGUACCGGUAUCAGCAAGGAAUGGUUCUGCUUUUCCAAUCACAUGAUUCAAGGAUACAAUGGAAGUGCAAUUUUUUCCGUUUACAAAGCCAGUAGGAAAGGACACGUGCAGAUUGAUUUGAUUUACAAACAUGCUUCAUAAACCUGACGUUUUCAAAGAGAAUUACAGGAUGAAUCAACAUUCUGUGUAUUGUUCUGUUUUUUCAAAUAUGACUUGCAUACUUUCUUCUUACGAAAUACUGUUCAAUUGGAAAAACUUAGCUGGCGGUGAAGCAAUGCUUCUGUCGGUACCACUCCUUCAAACAACCUACAUAGUCAACAUUAUAUCACAUACGCCUCCUUUUGCUUUAGUGCUGUUUGAGCAUCAAAUCCACAUAUUUUGUAACCAUUUGAAAUAUCAAUAAGCUCUUAUAUUGUAAAUAGAUUGGAAACAAUGAAAAUGUAUUUAAGAAUUGAUGUAUAUCAUGUACAUAUAAUAAAAAAAAUAUGAAUCCUGAACAUUACAGCAAAAAUGAUCUAGGUGAGAAGAGUAAAGGGAAGAGACAGGACAAGUCGGACAGAUUCAAGAUAAUUUAGUCAUGAUAAAAGCUGUGUAUAGAGAUUAAAGGCGUGGGUAGCUUUAACUGAUGCAUUAAAAGGAUAGUGCCUUUAGACAAUGAAAAGCAUAUUCAUUUCCAAAAUAGUCUGUGUAAAUGGUUUCAAGAAUUUUUCUCCCACUAAAUAUUGUUUGUGUGAAUACUUCCCAUGAUUUUUUUUUUUUUGUGUAUUUACAAUGAUGAAUGAA